CUCGUCCUCUCCUUCAGGCAUCUCCCUGCACGACAUCACGCCGCAGCUUCGACAGGCGGUGCGGGAGUCCGGGGUGGUGGAAGGAUGGGUCCAUAUCGUCAGCCGUCACACUACCACGGCCGUGACGAUCAACGAAUGUGAAAGCCGUCUGAUGGAUGAUAUUCGCCAAUUUCUUUUGAAGUUGGCCCCUCCCCAGUACCCGUACCUCCACAACGACAUCCAUUUGCGCCCGGCUUCCGAGGAGGACAAACGGAGGGUGGCA
Molecule: messenger RNA, 262 nt
Organism: Nannochloropsis gaditana CCMP526
Exons: 1
Source: RefSeq, a predicted model, not a curated record